Molecule: messenger RNA, 2731 nt
Organism: Cyclopterus lumpus (lumpfish)
Lineage: Eukaryota; Metazoa; Chordata; Actinopteri; Perciformes; Cyclopteridae
Product: tumor necrosis factor receptor superfamily member 25
Biological process (GO): signal transduction
Cellular component (GO): plasma membrane
Molecular function (GO): protein binding
Source: RefSeq, a predicted model, not a curated record
AAGAACUGACAGCUCUGACACACAUAGCUGUCAGAGCACACAGGCUUCCUUUAACACUUUAUUGGACCCAACUCAAGAGGAAAUCUACAGAUAGUCAGCAUCACUCAUUCUUUGGGUGAUUUCAGUGGCGUCCUCACCUGGUGACUAUUUUGUGAUCGUCUGACUUUUUGUUUUUCAAAUGAAACUAACACUCAUAUAAAGCUGAUUGUUACAUUCCUCACAGUCUACUCUUUCACCAUGGAUUUUGUUUUGGUGCUGAUACUUGCCUUCCUUUCCACUGGACAGAGUACCAGUGAGGUUGUGGAUCAAAAGUGGAAUUCAUGUUAUAUACUGUGCCCGCCUGGCUUUUAUAAAGUUGGUGGAUGUGAUGACCCAGUCGCAAAGUACAGAUGUGAAGAAUGCAAAAAUAACACAUUCACAACAAUAGAACACUCUUACACAAAAUGCGAGAGGUGCAGCACAUGUGCUCAUAAUGAGAAGACAAUAAAGUCCUGCACCCUUAACAGUAAUGUGGUAUGUGACUGUAUGGAGGGAUUCUACCUCAAGAAAAUGUUUUCUCACGACUCGCGUGAUUGUCGGGAAUGCACGUGUGAAAAGUGUGAAAAGUUGUAUAAUAUUCUUGACUACAGAAGGAAGUGCCAGCCCUGCCAAAGGUGUGUGGAAUGCAAGACGAGAUGUCCAGGAACCUCAUUUCCACCUUCUACAAAUUCAUCUUCAACUGCAUCUACGAGAACCACAGCUUCAAACAACUCGCCAAAUCCUUCUGUGAAGCCAGUUCCACUGAAUGAAAUGUCCUGGCAGGUUCUCGUGGUGGUUCUGGUGACACUUCUGUUAUUCCUUUGGCUCCUGCUGCUGUUCGCCAGGAGCCAGUUCAGAUAUCCAGACAGGUGUCUCUGCUGGAGUGUGAACAAACACCUGGAGCCGCCUCUCGAGGGCCCCGACUUCAGCGAACAAAGCAGUCAUCAAGACAGCAGCCCCAACACGCUGACAUUAUACAUAUCUGAGAAUACUCCCAUGAUGACUCUCAGUCAGGGUCCAGCCAUGCCAGAACAUCUAGCCCACGUCAGUCAUCAAGACGCUGAACACAAAGCCACCAGACAGCACGUUCAAUUGGAUCACUGGCCGGCCAUCGUCCUCUAUGCGAUCAUCAAGGAGGUGCCCCUGCGGAGGUGGAAGGAGUUCUUGCGUCUGCUCUCGGUGACGGAUCAGCAGCUGGAGCGGGUGGAGCUGGAGGCCGGUUUGGGUCUGGGCUCCAUGGAGAGGCAGUACCAGAUGCUGAGGCUGUGGAGCCAGUGUUCCUCCGCCACCCUGAACGAUGUCUUCUCGGCCUUGCACUACAUGGAUUUAUCCGGCUGUGCCCAGCUGCUGCAGGAAAGCCUGGAGAAGCUGCAGUUUAGGCCUGAACUGAAGCAAGGUUUCACAGCCGGCAGCAGCACAGAGCAUGCUUUCAAUGGGGCCUUGCACGACACCUGAGGCUGCACCAGUGCAUCAGUGCUUCAACCGUGGACGCCAGUCCCAGUAAAGGACAUUUCAAACUAUAGCUUCUACAUGGUACACAUGACUCAUACUGAGUAGUGCAGAUGUAUAUUAUAAUCAAGCUAAGAGCGGAGCACUGUGGAGAUCCUAAUGUGGUAUUUCCGCUUGUAACGUUUCCCACGUUAUCCCGUGAGUCUCGGACAGUAUACAGAGGAAGCAACGCACACACACAGCUGUAUCUGCAAGCUCUUGCCGUGCUCCUCUUCCCCGUCGCUACUGCUCCUUUUGAGGGAAGACAGACACACACACACACACACACACACGCACACACACACACUGAUUAACCCCAGCUGGGGCCGAUUAACCCUCACCCCAGCUGAGGUUGAUUAGACCUGUCCCGGCACCGUUCCUUGAACCCCCCCCUCCAGCCACUCUGCAGCUGAGCCUAACCACACCCCGCUGCCACACCGCUUUUCCUACAUCUUUUGGUAUUUGUAUAAUCAAAUGCACUCCAGAUAAGUGUAUACUGUUCCCUUCUUGAUUGCUUAUUGGGUUGAGCUUGUUGUGAUUGUGUAUGUGGUAAGAAGUAAGUGGUGAUACGGAAGAUACUUUGAAUUCUAAAGAAGAUUUUUUCAUACCUCCAGAGAUUGGUGCGUAUUUUAUAGCAUUGAGUCAAAUUCAAGACUCCUCUUCAGUUUGAGUAUUUAAACUGUGUGAACAUUUGUGUGUACAUCUAUGAUGUUUAAGUAGCACAACCUCGUCUCCUUUGAGAAUGAAUGUUGAAUGUCAACUCUUCAACUGCUCAUUCUCCUUGCGCACCCUAGUAAGGGAAGAAUACUGAAAUCCCCACAGGACGUCAGAUUUUCAGUUUCCUGCAAAUAAAUGUUGUCAAGGUGCUGAAGGCUGGGUUUUUCCUCACCACACGUAUUCCAUCUAAACUGAUGGUUUCCUGUUGUGGGGCUGGGGUAUCUCACAGAGUUUCUGUGUGUCAAUUCAGUUCCUGAAAGUCAAUGAUUUUCCAGUAAAUUAAGUUUCAAUAUGAAUCUAGGUCUGUGGUUUGUGGGUUUGGGCCUUGUGACAAAUGUAUGUUUAUUUUAUCAUCGAUAUAAUAUUUUUUAUUGAUUUAAAUUGUGUAUAUUUGCAUACAAAGCUCAUUGAGUGGUCUAUGAUACUGAAACUGUCAGGGUGAAGAAUGUUACCCACAUGGUAUUAAUAUGUGGUAAUAUGCUCAGUGCCCUCGUAAAGAAUAAAAAUG